This is a messenger RNA of Chelmon rostratus (copperband butterflyfish), 1083 nucleotides long. RefSeq names its product signal recognition particle 9 (gene srp9). The record is from RefSeq and is a predicted model, not a curated record. Bases 89 to 349 code for a protein of 86 amino acids. The transcript is spliced from 3 exons. Gene Ontology annotation, biological process: negative regulation of translational elongation; SRP-dependent cotranslational protein targeting to membrane. Lineage: Eukaryota; Metazoa; Chordata; Actinopteri; Chaetodontiformes; Chaetodontidae. Gene Ontology annotation, molecular function: 7S RNA binding. Gene Ontology annotation, cellular component: signal recognition particle, endoplasmic reticulum targeting.
UGCUGAUGUGGUGUUCCGAAGUUAGCAAACCUGGUCGGCUGAUACAAACAGAUUCUUUGGUAUAGUAGAAACUUUAGCUAGUUAAAUAAUGCCUUACUAUCAGACUUGGGAGGAGUUCGCCCGUGCAGCAGAAAAACUGUAUCUGACAGAUCCCAUGAAGGUCAGAGUGGUUCUGAAGUACAGACACUGCGACGGCAACCUGUGCAUCAAAGUGACCGACAAUGCCGUGUGUUUACAGUACAAGACAGACCAGGCCCAGGAUGUGAAGAAGAUUGAGAAGCUCCACGGAAAGCUGAUGAGACUCAUGGUGUCCAAGGAGACGCACAGUGGUGCCAUGGAGACGGACUAAAAUGCUGUAGAAGCGCUAACCUUCUAGAGCAGCUGGACAGAGUUCAGUGGACACUAAGGUUGUUGAGAGCACAGUACCAUCGGAGUGCGAUGUGGAGGCGGAGAUGGGCGGUUGUAAAGAGGGAAUGCAGUGAGAUUGACCUGGCUGCCUUCAAUGAUUUAAUACUGUCAGAGAUGUGAUUACAUAUACUGUAUAUAUUUUAUUCUCUCAGGAUUUUGUUUUUUCUAUGGUUCUUUCUUAGUCAUUAAAAAUCCCACUAUCCAGUUUUUCCUUCGACAUUUUGAUCACAUCCUUGAUAGUAUUAAUAUAAAGUAAGGUCAGUUUUGGUUGCUGGAAAAUUUUAGGAAAUGUAGAGAUGGAAAAUGGGAGGGCUUUUGGGAAUGUGGAACAAAAUGUACAGAACGUACAUGCUGUGUAAGCAGCUUUGGCACCUUGAUUUCUUUAGAGGAGCUUGCAUUUAUUUUCAGUUUUAAAGAGGACAUAAAGGACGCGCAAUGAAGACGUUGCAUGUCUUUUCUAUUUACAUUUAUGAGCUACGUUGGAUUCAGUUUCAGCACAGCAGUUGGUUUCAUUCUGUUCGUCCUCAUGGACUUGUGCCACAUGAAUGAAGCAGGACUUUCCUAAUGUCAGUGUGGAGAAACCCAUGAUUUCUAUGGACAAAGCCCACACGUCCAAAUGCCAUUUCAUCGUCUGAGAAUAAUUACGUUACAUGCUUAAUAAAUGUUUAUUUACCC